Aphanomyces invadans is the source of this 939-nucleotide messenger RNA. RefSeq lists its product as hypothetical. NCBI's taxonomy places the organism in Eukaryota, Oomycota, Saprolegniomycetes, Saprolegniales, Verrucalvaceae. The transcript has a single exon. Gene Ontology annotation, biological process: ubiquitin-dependent protein catabolic process. The coding region runs from base 17 to 868 and encodes 283 amino acids. Gene Ontology annotation, molecular function: ubiquitin protein ligase activity. The record is from RefSeq and is a predicted model, not a curated record.
CAGGGAUUGAUUCCACAUGUCGGCCGCACGUCCGAGCGUGGGAGAUGGUGCCGAGACCGCCGCUGGUGCUUCGGAAGCAAGUCCAAGGGGAGUUGUCAGCCCUUCCAGUGGAGGUGUGGUAGCGGCCGCGUCGUCCACAGCCUUGAACGUCCGUGUGACUGUACGGUACCCAGCACCAGCGAACGCCAAAGUUCCAGACAUUCUUGCUCUGUUUCGCAGCGCGACGUGGGUGAAUGUCAUGAUCCGGUACAUCGUGCCAUACCUGAAGACGUCGACACCGGCAAACCGAGAUAUCGUGACGAAUCUGCCGCACCAUGCUUGCUGUGGCGGAGAAGACUGUGUCAUAUGCAUGAGUUCCAUGCAAGAUGCAGUCACCUUGCCAUGUGGACACCACUUCCACGCAGACUGCAUUGAUGCGUGGCUGCGUCUUCGAAGUACCUGUCCCACAUGUCGCCACCAAAUUCAGAACGCGUUCUCGGGGCGGUAUGCGUUCAAGGGCAUCAAUACGGCGCUGGUGAUUGACGACCUGGACCCAUCCAUCUCGGUGGACGCGCUGCAACGACUGGAACUUGGCGGUCGCGUGCUCAAAGCGGUGGUGCGCAUCGCAAUGGUCCGUGUGACGCAUGUGCCUGAGCUGGAAAAGUUUCCGUGCGAGCUGAACGCAAUGGUGAUGACAGGGUCACACGCAAUGGUGCAGCACCUUCACCGACCUCCUUCGGCAACAACCGCGGACACUGCUCUCACAUCCUCAGCGACAACAACAGUCCCACCGACGCCAACUCUGCGCCGGCAGUCAUCUAGGAGUCGCGUGCGGCCGGCGUCCUCCGUAGCCUUGCCAGUGGUCAAACGGCGCCGCCUCGUUCGAUAAACGAACCGCCUUUGUAAACAUCCUUAUUUAAUUGCUUUCAAUACAACAUGGAAGUGAAGUAUAAUUUUUCC